UUCAAUUUUUUUUGUAUUAACUUUUUUGAUAAUAAUUUUAUUCCAAUUUAAAAAAAAAAUAUUAAAAUUCAAUACACCUGAUUAAUUACUGGUGAUAGUGAUUGGCUACGAUCAACGUUUUUUUGUUACAGCCAGUGUUUCUUUCAAACAAUAACAAUGCAGUGAUUUGUUUUCCGGCUUUUUUCGAUAUGUAUCACAUUCAAAUGAUCAUUAUGAUUUUUGCUGCUGAUUGAAUAUUUUGCCUACUCAGCUUAUUACGUAUCAUAGAAACAAAAAUUAUUUAAAAAAUACACGUCAUCUUUAAUAUAUUUCGUUUAUAAUUUUGUUGAUAUUGUUACAUCAUUAUAAUUGUUUGUGUAUCAUCAUCAUCAUCAUUUAAUUAAUUUUAUUAUUAAUUUCACAUUCAUCAAUAAUCAAAAUGACAACAUUGUUUCAAAAACAUGAACGUACAUGGCUAGAACGGAUUGUCAUACGAAUAUUGAAACAAGGUGUUAUACCAAAACAUAUUGCAUUCAUAAUGGAUGGUAAUCGUCGUUUUGCUGAAAAAUUAAACAUUAAAAAAAUGAUUGGCCAUAGUAAAGGUUUUGCAAAAUUAACUGAAACAUUGUCAUGGUGUCGUGAUCUCGGUAUUACACAAGCUACCCUUUAUACGUUUAGUAUUGAAAAUUUUAAAAGACCUAAAGAAGAAGUAGAUUAUCUGAUGGAUUUGUUUCGGAUACAAACGAAAAAAGUUAUUGAAGAAAUGUCGAAAAUAAAACAACAUGAAACCUGUAUACGUAUCUAUGGUAAUAUUCAUCUACUUCCAAUAGAUAUUCAACAAAACAUUGCCCGAUUGGUCAUCGAGACGGCUAAAUUUGAUAAAUUUUAUCUUAACAUUUGUUUUGCCUAUACAGCAAGAGAAGAAAUAAACAAUGCAUUCAUCGAUCUACAACAAUGUGUCGAGAAUCAUAUUAUCGAACCAAGUGACAUUAAUCAUACGACCAUUACGAAUGCUAUGUAUUCACUAGGUCUAAACGAUCCAGAUAUAUUGAUACGAACAUCUGGUGAAAUGCGUUUAUCUGAUUUUCUUCUUUGGCAAUCAUCAUUUUCGACAAUAUUUUUUGAUGCAUUAUGGCCAGAGUUUACUAUUUGGCAUCUUUUUGCUGCAAUAAUAAAUCAUCAAUAUGAAUAUCGAUCAAUUAAAUCACGUGAAAAUUAUUUCCAACUUCUACAGAAAGAAGAUGAUGAAUUCUGUCGAAAAAUUUAUCAUAGCCAUUCAUCAAAUUAUCAUUAUAAUAGUUUUGAAGAAUUUAUGGCCAAACGUGAAUCAAAAAUCAAGGAAUGUAAUGAAUUUAUUCGUAAUAAACGAAUUGAACAUCUUUAUUCAAUUUUAUCAGCUGCCGAUAUGAAUAGUAAUAGCAACAACAACAACAACCAUUCUAAUGAUAAAACAACAGCAACAACAACAACAACAACGACAAUUAAAAAACUAACAAAUGGUAAUCAUCAUCAUCAUCAUAACAUCAAUGGACAUGUCUAUGAAUUCAAUCAAUCACUGUAA
Messenger RNA from Dermatophagoides farinae (American house dust mite), 1540 nucleotides. It is a transcript of the gene Dhdds, whose product is annotated as Dehydrodolichyl diphosphate synthase subunit. Gene Ontology annotation, cellular component: dehydrodolichyl diphosphate synthase complex; endoplasmic reticulum. The record is from RefSeq and is a predicted model, not a curated record. Gene Ontology annotation, molecular function: ditrans,polycis-polyprenyl diphosphate synthase [(2E,6E)-farnesyl diphosphate specific] activity. Gene Ontology annotation, biological process: polyprenol biosynthetic process. NCBI's taxonomy places the organism in Eukaryota, Metazoa, Arthropoda, Arachnida, Sarcoptiformes, Pyroglyphidae.